GGGACGCUGAGGAGGCGCUGUGGGGGGCUGCUCUACCUUACCGUACUUUACCCUGUGGACCGAAGUGGACCUGACCUGACUGCACCGGGCCGGAGCGAAGUGGGGACGGACGGUGCCAUACUGGCGACGCCGGCUGGAUCUAACUUUACCUCAGACGGCGCCGGCGAGCAGCAGCAGCACCGCGAAGGCGCGAACACCAGAGCAGAAGCGCCGCUGUGUGUUUCCACGACGUCUCGGAGGUUUCUGCCACAAUGACCACCCCACAGAAGAACGGUUCAGGGGACCGUUGGAAAAUCAACAAACACUCCACAGAGAGGUGACUGAAAAACUAUGCUGCCCGAAUUUGAGUAUGUCUGAAUGCCACGAUGAAUUUGAGCCACAGUACCACAGACCCCAGCAUAUACUCUUCCCACAGUGCCCCUGGAAUGAGGCCCUACCAAGAUACCUCUGCCCCUGCCAGAUCUCCGUGGGUGAGGCAGCAGAGCGAGGUUGAAAAUUACUCCCUGUACAGCGAGAACAAGAGUAUGACAGACCUGUACAAUGCGACUGUCGCUCCCACUUCUGCGUACAGUCCUCUGGGUGGCCACACGGUCUGGCAGGUCAUUCUCAUCGUCUUCUUCACCGGGCUUCUGUCCCUCGUAACCAUCAUUGGCAACAUCCUGGUGUUGGUUUCCUUCAAGGUGAACAAGCAGCUCAAGACGGUGAAUAACUACUACCUGCUCAGCUUGGCAUUUGCCGAUCUCAUCAUCGGGAUCAUCUCCAUGAACCUCUACACCACGUAUCUCAUCAUGAACCAGUGGGCACUAGGAAAUUGGGCUUGUGACCUGUGGCUCGCCAUAGACUACGUGGCCAGCAAUGCCUCAGUCAUGAACCUGCUGGUGAUCAGCUUCGACCGGUACUUUUCAGUGACCCGACCCCUCACGUACCGGGCCAAAAGGACCACAAAAAGAGCCGUGACAAUGAUAGUUCUGGCCUGGUCAAUUUCGUUUGUGCUCUGGGCACCUGCCAUCUUGUUCUGGCAGUAUUUUGUGGGAGAACGCACUGUGCCACCAGGAAAGUGCUACAUCCAGUUUCUGUCAGAGCCCAUCAUUACCUUCUGCACGGCCAUCGCUGCCUUCUACCUGCCCGUCACCAUCAUGUCUGUGCUCUACUGGAGGAUCUACAAGGAGACAGAGAACCGGUCCAAAGAGUUGGCAGGUCUCCGGGGCUCCGGGAACCAGGGGGAACCGGCUGGCGUCACCCCCCAGACUGGGAGCUCCAGGAGCUGCAGCAGCUAUGAGCUGAACCGCUCGCGCUCCAAGAAGAGCUCAGCCCGGAGGAUAAUGGGCCGUUUCCGGCUUUGGACCACCACAAAGUCUGGGAGGCACGGCAACGAGGGUGAGCCAGAGCACAGCAGCAGCGAUAGCUGGAACAACAACGAUGCCGGUGCUUCCAUGGACCAGUCGGACUCGGACGAGGAGGAGGUGCCCGAGAGCCGCGCCAUCUAUUCCAUUGUCCUCAACCUGCCCGGCAUGAAGGCCGCCGCGAGCUCGAAACUCACCUCCUCCGACCACCUCAACCUGUCGGAGGACGACCCGCUCAAUGGGCAAAAGAGCGGCAGCGAGAGGGCCCUGGCCAAGGACACCUCCGACAAGGAGGACAACAGUUACCACCAGCACUUCUCCAAGACGCAGGUGCAGUCAAUGCCGGCGAUGGAGACGUCAAAAACAGCGCCUGCUACCUCCCUGGCCGUCAAGUCCCCCACUGUGCCCAUCUCCUUCAAGGACGCCGCUGUUGCGAAACGGUUCGCCUCAAAGGCAAAGACUCAGAUCGCCAAGCGGAAGAAGAUGUCCCUGGUUAAGGAGAAGAAGGCGGCGCAGACCCUGAGUGCCAUCCUCUUCGCCUUCAUCAUCACUUGGACACCCUACAACAUCAUGGUGCUGGUGAACACCUUCUGUAACGACUGCAUUCCUGAGGCAUUAUGGGCGCUGGGCUACUGGCUCUGCUACGUGAACAGCACGGUGAACCCCAUGUGCUACGCCCUGUGCAACAAGACCUUCCGCACCACCUUCAAAAUGAUCCUGCUCUGCCAGUGGGACAAGAAAAGGAGAAACAAGCAGCAGUUUCUGCAGCGGCAGUCGGUUGUGUUCCGGAAGAAGCUGCCGGGCGACCCCUAAUAAACCUUUCUUGUGUUGCGUGUGGCUGCGCAUGAGCCAAAAGUCGGACU
This is a messenger RNA of Scleropages formosus (Asian bonytongue), 2206 nucleotides long. It is a transcript of the gene chrm3b, whose product is annotated as cholinergic receptor, muscarinic 3b. The record is from RefSeq and is a predicted model, not a curated record. Bases 366 to 2156 code for a protein of 596 amino acids. Gene Ontology annotation, biological process: chemical synaptic transmission; saliva secretion; adenylate cyclase-inhibiting G protein-coupled acetylcholine receptor signaling pathway. The transcript has 3 exons. Lineage: Eukaryota; Metazoa; Chordata; Actinopteri; Osteoglossiformes; Osteoglossidae. Gene Ontology annotation, molecular function: G protein-coupled serotonin receptor activity; G protein-coupled acetylcholine receptor activity. Gene Ontology annotation, cellular component: dendrite; plasma membrane; synapse.